Peronospora matthiolae is the source of this 537-nucleotide messenger RNA. The record is from the annotation of a GenBank genome assembly. Lineage: Eukaryota; Oomycota; Peronosporomycetes; Peronosporales; Peronosporaceae.
AUGUCAGGGUCGUUGGAAGUUAAAGAUGACAGCCACGGCACCUUCUCGUCGUGUGGAUCAUCGGCCCCGGAACCUACUGCGAACCAGACAGAAGCUGACUCCGAACAAUCUGAAGUCAUGACGGACUCCCCAGUCUUGGAGGCCUUUCCAUCUACAUCAUCGUCAUCACUUCCGGCGACGUCAACGACAACUGAUGCGCUACUUCCAAGGUUGCGACCAACAGCUCCCGUCCAUUGCGUGGUACCCAAUUGCUGCGACUUCUUCACGUCUCCUCACCCUCAUUAUCCUAAGGAAGUCGUUGGCAUGACAAAAUCUGAAGAGUGCUCGCACGAAGUCGCGGAUCCAGCUGAUCCUGCUAUCCCAGAUACCAUCAGCGAUGUUCUCGACAACGAACGAGGUACUAUUGAAAGAGAUGUUGCUGCUGCUGCUGCUGUCUCCAGUGACACAAGCGCGUCUCAACCUGGCGACGAGUUUGAGAUGUGGGAUUAUGUCUGUCCACAGUACGCUCGCCGUUUCUACGCGAGCGAGUGGGUCUAG